CGCGGCUCGUCCAAUCCAGCGCCCGCGGGCCCGCGCGUUCAUUAUUAAAGAAUGUGGCCCGGCGCCCUCUCUCCGAGCGCAGCAUUGCCACGCCCGACCGAGAGCGCAGAGCGAGGGAGGGAGGUCGGAGCGACGACGUACGAGGGCAGCAGGCGAUGAGAUUAGUUCGUUCGUUGUCAGCCGCGAGGGUUUUCUUCGAGAUUGUGUAGGUUUUCUAUCGAAGAGGAGGAGCUGGUGGUGUGGAGGAGGCGAGAGAGGGCGGAGUGCGGAGCGAUUUGAUGCAAGCGGCGUUCGUGGAGGCCAGGAGAGGUUGAUUGGUGGUUGGUCGGUGGCGGGGAAGUGAGGAAGGAAGGAGCGCGGAGUUCGAUGGUGUCGGAGGAGUUUGGUGGCGGUGGUUGGUUGUGUUCGGCGAAUGUGGAAGUCUGUGAGGAGACGGGGGAGAAGCAGGAUCAGAAUAGACAGUGGCGCGUUUGAGAAUUUGGUCCGGUGUGGUAGGAGGGAUAUUUGUGUAGUUUAUUGGAGCGGGUGUGCGAAGGAGGGAAGAUUUCGCUCGAGAAGUGGACGCUUAGGGAAUUUGUUGCGCGCGAAGCGAGGGGGGCAGGAAGGUUAAGGUGGGGGAAACAGAAAAGGGAGGAGUUGAAAGGAAUAGCGAGGUUUUUUGGCGGCCGGUUGGACAAAUUGUGAACGCACGAGUGUUCGCUCCAGGUUUAGUGAACGUCGUGGUAUAUUGAAGACUUCUAUUAAUUAUGAGCACAAUGUUGGAUUAUUCAGUCACUACUUCCACGCACGAUGCUGUCGUUAACGUCACCUCGCGAGCGUCGUCUGCAUUUGGGGGAGGAUGUAUGGUGGAAGUUUCAGAGGCAUCGAGUAGGAUUGAGACUACGGGAUGCAGGGACUUGGCUGACUGCUUAAGUAUUAGCACACCAAUGACGAUGGUUGCCGGUCUCACUGAGGCCGCGGCUGCAAUGAUGAUGCGGUCUCCCAAAGGUUGCUCACUGGCGUUCGAAGAGUCUCCGAUUAGUGUUCUCCAAGGUUUUGGAGAUGACUCACCCUCUCCUUCACCGCCAGUUCCAUCUGGAAGCAGCAAUAAGUUUGAAGGUGGUGACGCGGUAGCAAAUCUGGACUUGCUCUUAAACGAUGCUUCCUCACGUAACAGUGAAGCCGGUGUUUGCAAGCCAGCUCAUUCCGACAUAUCUGAUGGUGCGGAGUCCUUCAGGCUACCAGUGCUUCAUCUGAGAAAUUUACGAAGGCCUCCGUUGUCGAAAGAGUCUGGAGUGGAUGAUUGGAAUUGUCGACGGUCGAAACAGCAAAAGCGGAAGAGCAGCUGUGAGAGUAUCAACCGGGAGGAGGUACUGGGUGAAGCAGAAGUGCAGAAAAGCCCGGAAAUCAUAAUCUUGGAAGAUGAUGAGGAGCCCGAGUCUCCAACAACCCCGUGUUCUACCAUCAAACCACUUGUGUUGGAGUGUCCUGAUGCUCCUUGUACCAGUUCACGCUGGAGCAAGGAGCUAAACAGGCAAAGCAGCUUGAAUGAUACGAAGCUCUUGAUGACCACUCAACUUAAAAGAAGUGCAAGCAUAUUCAUGUUCGACAAGCAUUUUGAGUUUCUCCGAGAAAUUGGUCGAGGUUCUCUCAGCACGGUUUAUGAGGCUCGAGACAGACGCAGUGGCUCCCUGUGUGCCGUGAAGAUGAGUAAGAGACAGUUCCGUGGUCGUGAUGAUCGGGAGCAUUAUUUACGUGAGAUUCAGAGUGUGGCUUGUCUGUCGGAGCAUGUCAACGUGGUGAAAUAUUACCGAAGUUGGCAACAAGAUUCACAUUUCUAUAUCCAAAUGGAGCUUUGUGAAGGGGGAAACUUGCGGAGUUUAAUUGACUCAUACGAAGAUCUGAUGCCCGAGAGCAAGAUAUGGAAUUUCAUCAAGCAAGUUGCGUCUGGAUUGGAACAUAUACAUGCACAAGGAGUUUUACACCUGGAUAUCAAACCUGAGAAUAUAUUUGUUGACAGCGAAGGUGUAUUGAAAAUAGGAGAUUUCGGCUUAGCUGUUCCCCGCCGCCUCUGGGACUGGGAGGAAGGUGAUGGCGGGUAUGUAGCCCCUGAAUUAUUAAGAGAUGAGGAACCAGGACCAGAAGCAGAUAUGUACAGUUUUGGCGUGAUGGUAUAUGAGUGGGCAACUGGAACUAAACUUCCACGAUCUGGUCCACUUCGUGAUGGGAUUAUAGAUUUGCCCAAAUCAAGAUCUCAAGACUUAGAAAAUCUAGUAAGAUCUCUGCUGAGCCCAAGUCCAUCUAAAAGACCAACUGCGAGUGAAGUUAUUAACUGGAGACGGGAAAUCUCACAACCGGAAAACCUACAAAAUUAGAGAUUAUAUUGAAAACCUGUAUAGAUCUUGUGUUCACUGUUUAUUUUGAGAAAUAUAUGUGAAAAGUGCAUUUG
This is a messenger RNA of Marchantia polymorpha subsp. ruderalis, 2428 nucleotides long. Lineage: Eukaryota; Viridiplantae; Streptophyta; Marchantiopsida; Marchantiales; Marchantiaceae. The record is from the annotation of a GenBank genome assembly.